Messenger RNA from Gossypium raimondii (Peruvian cotton), 1034 nucleotides. RefSeq names its product expansin-A8. Gene Ontology annotation, cellular component: extracellular region. Gene Ontology annotation, biological process: plant-type cell wall organization. The transcript is spliced from 3 exons. Lineage: Eukaryota; Viridiplantae; Streptophyta; Magnoliopsida; Malvales; Malvaceae. Bases 63 to 827 code for a protein of 254 amino acids. The record is from RefSeq and is a predicted model, not a curated record.
UCUCCCAUCCCUAUGUCACAAACCCAUCAAAGCAUUAAACACACCACCACACACCCUUUACAAUGGCGCCAAAAUCACCAUUUUCUACAACCUCUCUUAUCCUCUUCAUCUUCAACUUUUACCUGAGAACCACCAUUGGUGACUAUGGUGGAGGAUGGCAAGGUGGCCACGCCACCUUCUACGGCGGUGGUGAUGCAUCCGGCACAAUGGGAGGUGCUUGUGGAUAUGGUAACUUAUAUAGCCAAGGGUUUGGCACCAACACAGCAGCACUUAGCACUGCAUUGUUCAACAAUGGGUUGAGCUGUGGUUCUUGUUAUGAAAUGAGGUGUGCUGGUGACCCUAAAUGGUGCUUGCCUGCUACCAUUAUGGUCACUGCCACAAAUUUUUGUCCCCCUAAUUUUGCUUUGUCCAAUGAUAAUGGUGGGUGGUGCAACCCUCCAUUGCAACACUUUGAUUUGGCCGAACCUGCUUUCUUGCAAAUAGCUCAAUACCGUGCUGGGAUUGUACCCGUUUCAUUCAGAAGAGUCCCCUGUGUAAAGAAAGGAGGAGUCCGAUUCACAAUCAACGGCCACUCAUACUUCAACUUGGUCCUAAUAACUAACGUUGGCGGCGCCGGAGAUGUCCACUCGGUGUCAAUCAAGGGCUCGAAAACUGGGUGGCAAGCAAUGUCAAGGAAUUGGGGCCAGAACUGGCAGAGCAACACCUACCUCAACGGCCAAACCCUGUCUUUCCAAGUCACCACAAGCGAUGGCAAGACCCUAACCAGCUACAACGUCGUGCCGGCGAACUGGCAGUUCGGACAAACAUACGAAGGUGGUCAGUUUUAGAGGUUCAGCCAUUGUUAGGGUUAAAAGAGAAGCUUAGUAUUGUUGCUGAGGUGGCUUAUUGGCACCCGCUUAAGGCCUUCAUGUAUUUUUUUUACAUUAUUGAAGGAUUGUGUGAGAUAUAAGUAAAGAGGGGAAAGUCCAUUGUUUUUGGGUUUUGUUUAAAUUUGUAGCCAUUAAAGACUAUGAAUUAAAGAUUGCUUUACUUAA